AUGGAAGGGAGAGACGAUAGUUUGCUAGAUAAACUUAAGGAAGAGAAAGACUGGAAUAAUUCAUGCAUUUUCACAUCUACAGGAGAGGUUAUUGUAGAUAAUGGCUGCAGUCUUCUUGAAGAUGAAAUCGAGUUCUACAUUCAAGCAUUUGAUGAUAGAGAUACUACUGUUGGCAAUGGAUUUUUUGUCAAUGAUGUUCACUUUGAUGUUCAUAGAUUCCAUCCACCACUAAUUUAUGGUAGAAGGGGAGGACCUGAAGACGGAGAGGGUAUCGCAUUAGCAAGAGUAGUCCCAAAUAAUCCUAGAGGUGAUGAGGAAUAUUGGUAUUUAUUGAUCACGUAUUUGUUGCCAAUCCUUUCUGCCAAAGCAGUUCCCCAAAUGGUCGACUUUUCAAACAAUAACUUAGGGGAAAAUAAGUAA
This is a messenger RNA of Moneuplotes crassus, 420 nucleotides long. The record is from the annotation of a GenBank genome assembly. NCBI's taxonomy places the organism in Eukaryota, Ciliophora, Spirotrichea, Euplotida, Euplotidae.